CGAGCGAGUUGUAUUAUUUGUAUUGUAAAACAAUGAAGGUGUUGUCAAUUUGAUGGUUGAUUACUUUAUUACGUCCAAGUGUUUAAAAUCAUGGACGAACACGCAUUUCCAGCCGCAGAAAGAAUCAUAAACGAUAUUGGAUUGAUUUUUAAAAAGGAUCCGAAACUGAAGGAAUUCCAAAUUCUACCCGUGUCUUUGAAUGAAAAUCGGUCACCAGUUCACCACGUUAACAAUUGCCUCGGGCUAGAGUCAUGGUGUGUGCCGCAUGUCUACUGUUACGCUUAUAAUUUAUUAAUGGAUAUAAGACAACAGAAACGUAGAAGAGAAGACACAGAAUAUACAAACCAUUUGCUGAUGGGGGCCCUGCUGCUCAAUCCAGAGGUUUCUGUUAUGUGGAAUAUGCGUCGGGAAAUGUCAGGACUCGAACCUCAAUCUGAACUGCACUUUACUUCUGUCGUUCUGACCAGAAAACCCAAGAGUGCAGAAGUGUUCGACUACAGAAAAUGGCUCAUCAAGAAGCUGAUGAAAGUGUAUCCAUGUGACCCAGCGCUGGUCGCCUCUGAAGUACACGCAUGUCAGUUAGCAGCUGAGUUGUAUCCCAACAACUACUACGCCUGGAACCACCGUAUCUGGUGUCUCAACCUGCUUCCAUACGACUCUGGCUCGUACGUUUCCUUCCUCGUCUCCGAGUGGAUGCUCACUCACAAGUGGGUGUCCAGUCACAUCUCGGACCACAGUGGCUUCCAGUACCGACAACAUUUGCUGCAAAAGUUUGUAAACUUACCACCCGAUGGCUACAACACCGUAGGAAAAUGUACAACGGACAUCGAACAAUCUGCCACCUGCUCUUUGCAGAUGUUUCUCACAUCGACAGAAAACAAAAAGAGUAAUUUUUUGACAGAAAUGACAAGAACUAUCCUAACAGAGUCUUCUGGAAGCAAGUGUGAGAAUAUGCAGUCUAUUCCACUAGGCUUAAUACUGUCAGAAUUACUCCUAAAUACAGAUCUGAUCGUUGUGUAUCCCGGGCACGAAGCCAUCUGGUAUCAUCGGAGGUUUUUGAUUCAUCUGUUGCGAGAGUGUAUUAGCAAUUUAAGGCUUGAGGCAGAACACAAGGACAGGAACGGGGUUUCACCUGAGAAGACCAAGCGGGUAGAGAGCAUCGGGGAAGGUCUCUUAGAGAGAGUUGUGAGAUUUGAAACAGCUCUGUAUAGCAAGUGUCGGACAGAUAAAGACAGACAAGCUAGUUAUGCUGAAAAGCAUCGAGCGUGGUUAGCGUCCAUCAUGAAGAUCAACCUACAUCUUCCACUGAGAUAGCUAGUGUAACAUUUACAACUAAAAGAAAAAUUUUCUGAUUUUGUUAAUAGUAUACAUAUUAUGACCUGUAUUAAAGUGUGAACUUGUAUUUUUAUAAAUUAAUAUAAUACUGUAUUUAAUAGUAUUUAUUUCUACUUUGUAAAGUAACUAGCUUUUUACUUUAAAAAGGAGGUUGUUUUUCUUCCUACCUCACCUCACCUUAUAGCAAUAUGAAUAACUUUCAAUUUUUGUCUGGUGUUUACUAGUUUUUGCUGUACACAGCCCUAGUUUAUGUACCUCUAGAAAAAAGUCUGUGUGAUUUGUUGGAUCUUGUUCUUUAAUUUUGUUUAGGUAAAUUAAGUUUGCAAAAACUUGGACACAUGAGCAUAAAUGAUACAGCCCUGUUCAUUACAGUAGACUCCCACUAGUUCGGCUUCGGUUGGAUCGGCCGUCGGAUGGUCCGGCCCCAUCUCAGGGGGACAAGUCACGGGUGAAUGGCC
Macrosteles quadrilineatus (aster leafhopper) is the source of this 1793-nucleotide messenger RNA. It is a transcript of the gene temp, whose product is annotated as protein prenyltransferase alpha subunit repeat-containing protein 1. Gene Ontology annotation, cellular component: cytoplasm. Gene Ontology annotation, molecular function: protein prenyltransferase activity. NCBI's taxonomy places the organism in Eukaryota, Metazoa, Arthropoda, Insecta, Hemiptera, Cicadellidae. The coding region runs from base 91 to 1314 and encodes 407 amino acids. The transcript has 4 exons. The record is from RefSeq and is a predicted model, not a curated record. Gene Ontology annotation, biological process: protein prenylation.